CUCUCUCUCCUUUGGAUUCUUCAGGUACUCUCUCUACCUCUCUUUCUCUCUCUGUCUCAGUCGCUGACUUAUCAUUUCCUGUCGUUAGAUCUCUCAGUACUUGGUUCAUAGUUGUUUCAUAGCACGCACUAGUGAACUAUGUGGGUUUUUUAAUUUUAAUCAUCUCAGUCUUGGAGAAUUUCAAACAAAGUUUCAAACUUUGCUCACCAACUUUUAUUUAUUUAUUUUGGUGGUAGAAAACAGACUUUGAUGGCUUUGUAGGAAUACUAGAUGUGUAGAUCUAAAGAUUAUAACCAUUUUCUGUGUUCUUGUUCUUUCAGAACAUAACUUCAUGUCUUUUUGUCUCUCUGUUCACUAGCUCUCUGUUUCCAUGGACUCCACACUAUCUUCUUCUUACAGAUUUAUUUCAUACACAUACACUGAUACACAUGUGUGUAUACGUAUGUGUUUAUGUGUGCUUAUUAUACUCUUUUUGGAUUCAAGAAACUAAUCUUUAGUAUUUUUGACAUUCUGGUAGAUUUAUGCUCACUUCUUAGGCCUUGUUGACUUUUACAGUGAUGGAUUUUGAAACUCUGGUUGAUUUGAUUUUCUUUUUGGUUUGAUGCAGUGAGGAGAGGAAAUGUCGGAUCUUCAGACACCGCUUGUGAGGCCCAAGAGGAAGAAGACUUGGGUUGAUUACUUUGUCAAGUUCAGAUGGAUCAUUGUCAUCUUCAUCGUCCUUCCAUUCUCAGCCACAUUCUACUUCCUCAUCUACCUCGGGGACAUGUGGUCAGAGUCCAAGUCCUUUGAGAAACGUCAGAAGGAACACGACGAGAAUGUCAAGAAAGUCAUCAAAAGGCUUAAGGGUAGGGAUGCUUCCAAGGACGGGCUUGUCUGCACUGCUCGUAAGCCCUGGAUCGCUGUUGGAAUGAGGAACGUUGACUACAAGAGAGCCCGGCAUUUCGAGGUUGACUUGGGGGAGUUCCGUAACAUCCUUGAGAUCAACAAGGAGAAGAUGACUGCUAGAGUGGAGCCUCUUGUUAACAUGGGACAGAUUUCCCGUGCUACCGUCCCAAUGAACCUGUCUCUCGCUGUUGUUGCUGAGCUUGAUGACCUUACCGUUGGUGGACUUAUCAAUGGAUAUGGUAUUGAAGGAAGCUCUCACAUCUACGGUUUGUUUGCUGAUACCGUUGAGGCUUACGAGAUUGUUCUUGCGGGUGGAGAGCUUGUCCGCGCCACAAGGGAUAAUGAGUAUUCUGAUCUUUACUACGCAAUCCCGUGGUCGCAAGGAACUCUUGGACUCCUUGUAGCUGCUGAGAUCAGGCUUAUUAAAGUCAAGGAGUACAUGAGACUCACUUACAUACCAGUCAAGGGUGAUCUUCAAGCCUUAGCUCAAGGUUACAUUGAUUCUUUUGCUCCCAAAGACGGUGACAAGUCGAAAAUCCCGGAUUUCGUCGAAGGCAUGGUUUACAAUCCAACGGAAGGAGUGAUGAUGGUUGGAACAUAUGCAUCUAAAGAAGAGGCAAAGAAGAAAGGGAACAAAAUCAACAAUGUGGGAUGGUGGUUCAAGCCGUGGUUCUACCAGCACGCGCAGACCGCCCUGAAAAAGGGACAGUUUGUUGAGUACAUCCCAACUCGUGAAUACUACCACAGGCACACAAGGUGCUUGUACUGGGAAGGGAAGCUUAUUCUUCCAUUUGGUGAUCAGUUCUGGUUUAGGUACCUCUUAGGUUGGUUGAUGCCUCCAAAGGUCUCUCUUCUUAAGGCCACUCAAGGUGAAGCUAUCAGGAACUAUUACCAUGAUAUGCAUGUUAUUCAGGAUAUGCUUGUUCCUCUUUACAAGGUUGGCGAUGCACUCGAAUGGGUCCACCGCGAAAUGGAGGUGUAUCCAAUUUGGCUUUGCCCACACAAACUCUUCAAGCAGCCAAUCAAAGGCCAAAUCUACCCAGAGCCAGGCUUCGAGUACGAAAACAGACAAGGAGACACAGAAGAUGCACAGAUGUACACUGAUGUUGGAGUCUACUACGCACCUGGCUGUGUCCUAAGAGGUGAAGAGUUUGAUGGAUCAGAAGCAGUGCGUAGGAUGGAGAAAUGGCUGAUAGAGAACCAUGGAUUCCAGCCUCAGUACGCGGUGUCUGAGCUCGACGAGAAGAGCUUCUGGAGAAUGUUUAAUGGUGAAUUGUAUGAGGAGUGCCGCAAGAAGUAUAGAGCUAUUGGAACGUUCAUGAGUGUUUACUACAAGUCCAAGAAAGGAAGGAAGACUGAGAAAGAAGUUAGAGAAGCCGAACAAGCUCAUCUCGAAACUGCUUAUGCCGAGGCAGAUUAAGUAAUAAUAAGCCUUGGUUUGAUGUAAUGGCUCGGGAUGAUUAUUGUUAUUCCUAGUAGUGUCUGUUAUGUUGUUGUUUCCUAAUUUCAGUUUUAGUGUCUUGAAGACUCUUGUUGUUGUUGUUUGCUUCUUGUUGUUGUUUGACUCAUUCUGGUUUGAGUGGAUUUUAGAGUUUAAAACUUUUGGAUUUGCCUAUGAAAUUGAAGGUUUCCGGUUUU
This is a messenger RNA of Arabidopsis thaliana (thale cress), 2523 nucleotides long. RefSeq names its product cell elongation protein / DWARF1 / DIMINUTO (DIM) (gene DWF1). The transcript is spliced from 2 exons. The record is from RefSeq and is marked reviewed. The coding region runs from base 620 to 2305 and encodes 561 amino acids. Gene Ontology annotation, molecular function: flavin adenine dinucleotide binding; FAD binding; Delta24-sterol reductase activity. NCBI's taxonomy places the organism in Eukaryota, Viridiplantae, Streptophyta, Magnoliopsida, Brassicales, Brassicaceae.